AUGGGAAAUUGUGAUGAACAAAAAAAGCAACGAUGGUAUUGUCAAAUCCUGUUCAGUUUCCUGUUAGUUGCAUUGGAAAGUUUAAUUCGUAUUUGCACAUUAAUUUUGCCUUCUCCUUUAAGAAUUUGGUUUUAUGAGCAGUCCAAAAAAAUAUAUUUGCGGUUCCUUCCCGAAUUUAUGGAAGACAAUGAAGUUUACCAAAUGACUGCAGCCAGGGAUACCGUUGACUUAUGCCAACUCCAUGGAUACGAUUUGGAAGAACAUUUUGUGCGAACAUCUGAUGGCUACCUACUUUGUCUACAACGUGUCUAUAAGGCCGAAGAACAGGAAAGUUUGUCGAAAUUAGCGUAUAAACCUCCUGUGCUUUUUAUUCAUGGGCUCCUUAUGAAUUCUGAGAUUUGGGUUUGUAACAUCAAGAGAGAGGACUCGAUCCCCUUCGCGCUUGUUGAUCAAGGCUAUGAUGUAUGGCUAGGGAAUCUGCGAGGAAACAAAUAUAGCAAGAAAAAUGUCAAGUAUGGCUCCGAAAGUCGAGAAUUUUGGAACUUCACUCUCGACAGCAUAGCGAUUUUCGAUAUACCUUCAAUUGUUAAAUAUAUACUUUCUGUAAACAAAUCGGACUCAGUUGCAUUCGUUGGGUUUUCUCAGGGCGCUAUCAUGGCUUUAGCGGCCUUGUCCAUUGACAAUGAACUUCGAAAAUCUGUUCGCGCAUUCAUAGCACUUUCACCUGCUAUCUUUCCUAAAAAAUACAGCAGCAAAACGGUAUAUUCGAUUAUUAACUCGAAUAGCCAAUUAUUAUACUUAUUGUUUGGUACUCAUUCCAUGCUUGCCUCAACAAUUUUCUGGCAGGCAGUACUGUAUCCUCCGGUGUUUUCUAAAAUUGUGGAUUCCUGUUUACGCUAUUUUAUGGAUUGGAAUGGGAAAAAUAUUUCUGAAGAACAAAAAAUUGUUGGCUAUUCCCACUUGUAUUCUUUUACUUCUGUUAAAUGCUUUGUACACUGGGCACAAAUUAUGAAAAAUAAAGUCUUGCAAAUGUAUGACGAUAGUCCUGGUAUUAAACCAAGUUAUUAUACAAACCUAAACCGAAUUGCGCGGUAUCCUAUUGAAAAUAUUCGGGUUCCCAUUAUCAUGAUCUACGGUAGCGAUGAUAAUAUGGUGAACAUUGAUGCUUUAAGAUCCUGCCUUCCUCCAUUGUCUCAGUGCAUCCAGAUCCCCCAUUACGAACAUUUAGAUAUGUUGAUCGGUGAUAAAAGAAAAACUUUAGUUAUCAAUCAGGUAAUUGAACAGUUAGAUCAUGUUGCAGCAGGGGAUUAUUAUGACUCUAUAAAAGAGGAGUUUGGACUGGCAUCCGAUCUGGUUGACGGCUUCAUGACUUCUUCAUGA
Molecule: messenger RNA, 1380 nt
Organism: Schizosaccharomyces osmophilus
Lineage: Eukaryota; Fungi; Ascomycota; Schizosaccharomycetes; Schizosaccharomycetales; Schizosaccharomycetaceae
Product: triglyceride lipase-cholesterol esterase
Exons: 4
Coding region: 1-1380 (459 amino acids)
Source: RefSeq, a predicted model, not a curated record